Molecule: messenger RNA, 4496 nt
Organism: Rhinichthys klamathensis goyatoka
Lineage: Eukaryota; Metazoa; Chordata; Actinopteri; Cypriniformes; Leuciscidae
Gene: ankib1b
Product: ankyrin repeat and IBR domain containing 1b
Exons: 21
Coding region: 232-3540 (1102 amino acids)
Biological process (GO): protein polyubiquitination; ubiquitin-dependent protein catabolic process; positive regulation of proteasomal ubiquitin-dependent protein catabolic process
Cellular component (GO): ubiquitin ligase complex; cytoplasm
Molecular function (GO): ubiquitin conjugating enzyme binding; ubiquitin protein ligase activity; zinc ion binding
Source: RefSeq, a predicted model, not a curated record
GUGAUUGACGGAGGCUUCACGGCGGCCGAGGAGGACCCGUUCACAACAAAGGCGAGAGGCAGAUUUUUAUUUGAUCAACAGAGUUUCACCAGACAACCGCCAAAUUAUUCGGAGGCAGAAAUAGAAAAACGGCCGCUAUCGUCGUGCUAAUUGGGAAGCACACCAUGUCUGCUAUCUGUGGGCCCACAGGCUGAAGAGGUCUGAUCGUUCUGAAGAGCUGGGAAGCGAGAGAUGGGGAACACGGCCACCAAGUUCCGUAAGGCACUGAUCAAUGGCGAUGAGGUUCUGGCCUAUCAGCUUUACGAGGGCAACCCUCAGUUCAAAGAGUCACUAGACCCCAACACCUCAUAUGGGGAACCGUACCAACACAACACCCCGCUCCAUUAUGCUGCCAGACAUGCCAUGACACGCAUUCUCAGGUCCUUCCUCUUCAGCAAGGAUGGGAACCCCAACAAACGUAACGUGCACAAUGAGUCCGCACUGCAUGUGUUGUGCAUGGGGCCACAUAUCCUGCUAUCUGAAGGGGCGCUGCAGCCGCGACUGGCCCGGCCCUAUGAAGAUGAACGCAGGCGGGCUGAGUGCCUCCAGAUGAUCCUAAAGUGGACUGGUGCCAAACUGGAUCGUGGUGAAUAUGAGAGUGCAGAUGCCAGUGCCACUGAUAACAAAAAGAACACACCAUUACACUAUGCCGCUGCCUCAGGGAUGAAGACGUGUGUGGAGUUUCUGGUGAAGCGUGGUGGAGACCUGUUUGCGGAGAAUGAGAACAAGGAGACCCCAUGUGACUGUGCAGAAAGGCAGCAUCAUAAGGAGCUUGCGCUCAGUCUGGAGUCUCAGAUGGUCUUCUCCACUGACCCCCAUGCCGAGGAUAUCGAGGCAGAGUAUGCAGCCUUAGACCGCAAGGAGUUUUAUGAAGGUUUGAGAGUGCAAGAUCUCAGAAGACUGAAGGACAUGCUGAUAGUGGAGACGGCAGACAUGCUGCAAGCUCCUCUCUUCACCGCAGAGGCUCUUCUUCGGGCUCACGACUGGGACAGAGAGAAACUCCUGGAAGCUUGGAUGUCUAAUGCUGAAGACUGCUGCCAGCGCUCAGGUGUUCAGAUGCCCACUCCCCCGCCUAGAGGCUACAACACCUGGGACACCCUGCCUUCACCCCGUACGCCUCGCACCACCCGCUCAUCUAUCACCUCUCCGGACGAGAUCAGCCUGACCCCUGCUGAUGACGAUCGCUCCCUGUGCGGUAUUUGUAUGUGUGCAGCCUCCAUGUUUGAGGAGCCUGUUGAUAUCCCAUGUGGUCAUGAGUUCUGCAGAGCAUGCUGGGAAAGUUUUCUGAAUCUGAAGAUUCAGGAGGGGGAGGCCCAUAAUAUCUUCUGCCCAGCCUAUGACUGCUUCCAGCUGGUUCCUGUUGAGGUCAUUGAGAGCAUUGUGUCCAGAGAGAUGGACAAACGUUAUCUGCAGUUUGACAUCAAGGCAUUUGUUGAGAAUAAUCCUGCCAUCCGGUGGUGCCCGCGGGCUGGCUGUGAUAGAGCGGUGCGAUUGGCCGGGCAGGGAUCAGGUGGCAGCACCUCUGACCCGCUCAGUUUUCCUCGCCUCCAGGCCCCUGCGGUGGACUGUGGAAAAGGCCAUCUCUUCUGCUGGGAGUGCCAAGGAGAGGCCCAUGAACCAUGUGACUGCCAAACUUGGAAGAUGUGGCUUCAGAAAGUCUCUGACAUGAAACCAGAAGAAUUGGCAGGUGUAAGUGAGGCGUAUGAAGAUGCUGCCAACUGCCUGUGGUUACUCACCAACUCCAAAUCUUGUGCCAACUGCAAAUCUCCCAUUCAGAAGAAUGAAGGCUGUAACCACAUGCAAUGUGCCAAGUGCAAGUAUGAUUUCUGCUGGAUCUGUCUGGAAGAAUGGAAAAAACACAGUUCCUCUACAGGAGGAUACUACCGUUGCACACGCUAUGAGGUCAUUCAGCAGGUGGAGGAGCAGUCUAAAGAGAUGACUGUUGAGGCAGAGAAGAAACACACCAACUUCCAGGAGUUGGAUCGCUUCAUGCACUAUUACACACGCUUUAAGAACCACGAGCACAGCUACCAGCUUGAAGAACGCCUGCUUAAGACGGCCAAAGACAAGAUGGAACAACUGAGCAAAGUUCUGAGUGGAAGAGAAGGAGGCCCUCCAGACACCACUUUCAUUGAAGAUGCAGUGCACGAACUACUUAAAACUCGUCGUAUUCUCAAGUGCUCUUACCCUUAUGGCUUCUUUCUGGAGCCCAAGAGCACAAAGAAGGAAAUAUUUGAACUUAUGCAGACUGACUUGGAAAUGGUGACUGAAGAUCUUGCACAGAAAGUCAACCGGCCUUACCUCCGCACGCCUCGGCAUAAGAUAAUCCGCGCCGCCUGCCUGGUGCAGCAAAAGAGGCAGGAGUUUCUGGCAUCUGUGGCAAGAGGUGUGGCCCCCAACGAUUCACCCGAAGCCCCUCGACGCAGUUUUGCUGGUGGAACAUGGGACUGGGAGUACUUGGGUUUCGCCUCUCCCGAGAUCCAGAGGAAUCAUGCCUUUCUCGGGGGAAUUGAUCCGAGAGAGCACUGUCAGUAUACAGGAAGCCAUCCGCAGGAGUAUGCCGAAUUCCAGUACAGACGCAGACACAGGCAACGCAGGAGAGGAGACAUGGCCAGCCUCCGCAGUAACACACCCGACCCUGAUGACCCAGGCCAUGGCACUUUAGACACACAAGAAAUUGGUGGUGGUCACAGACAGGGUCUACCCAUGCCUCACAGUUCCCUGGAUGAGGAUGAUCCAAAUAUCCUGUUGGCCAUCCAGCUGUCCCUGCAGGAGUCUGGGAUGACUGGAGGCAUGGCUGGCGUUGAUGCUCAAGAGAUCCUCGCUAACGAAGCAUCUCUGGGGGCCAUCGGAACAUCCCUGCCCACGCGGCUGGACCCGGUGCUGUGCGGGAUAGACGUGCCCCGUGCUGCCCUGAGCAGCUCCGAGCUGCUAGAGGUGGGUGACAGCCUAAAGAAGCUGGGUAAUAUCAGUGGCCAAAAUGUCCCUCUGCGUUUCGACAAUCUCAACAAUCCCAGCAAUUCUUCCCGUGAGUCUGCAGAGGGCCCCUUCCAAGCUCCUUCGGGACGUAUGGAAACCUCUGAUUUCGGUUCAGAAAACGCCAACCUUCUAGGCAACAUCAUGGCAUGGUUUCACGACAUGAAUCCGCAGAAUAUCAGUUUGGUUCCUUCAGCCGGUGCAACUCACCAGGAAUUCGGUGCUCAGUCGGUGAGGAUGAUGUCAGAGCAGACCGAGUGCGCCAUUCCAGAGUGGACAACAGGGGGCGAUAGAGAGGCGGAGUUUGACUCCGGUAUCGGCGCGGGAGAGCGUGAGCCUAUCAGGCCGACACAGCUGGACCUGGUAGGUCUUGAUAUGUGUCCGGUACCUCUUUCGGCCAUCGAGUUGGGCGAUACUCCGAGCGGUUCGAACCCGUGUCACUCCGAUACCCCAAAAUGUGACUCAGACCCUGACCAGCCUAGCAGUAGCUCCUCUGAAUGGGAGGGUCAAGUACACCUUGUAUGAAAUAUUGACUUCACCCAACCACUUUUAAACCACUUUUUUGACGAAGUAGCUGCCGGAUUCUAAACCUGAGGAACAAGAUCAAUCCUGACGAGAAGCUUUGUAUUGUCAGAUAUGUAGAAAUUGAAACCGAGAUAUGUAAAGAGGUCGUUUUUGAGUACUCAUUCAGUACUCGUGUGUUUCAGGGCUUUGUGCUUGUGAGGCAUGUGUUCUUUGCUCACUAAAAACUCUUUUCCAAUCCUGGAGUGUUAAACACUUUUAAAGGAGUCAGCAACUGAACUAGAAAGUAAUAUGAAGACAAGAUAGGAAGUGAGGUAGCCAGAAAAAUCUACUGUAUAGAACAGGACGGUAUUGGGUGGGAGUUCCUGUUCUUCUGAUUAAAAAGGAUGUAAAAGAUACUGUAGGUGCCAAAAACACUGGCUUGCACACGCCGAGUGGAGGGUGUGCUGAUCGUGCCUGCUGCUGAGGGCCUAGUCGCCCUAUUGAGUACACUAUCCUUCCUCUAAACUAGACCUGUAGUAUACAGAGAAGUACACAUCAGCAUCAGGCUCACAAGAGCUGUGAGGCUGAUAAUAACAGAAACUAAAUGAACAGUAAUUCUAGUUGCGGACAACAUUUCUUUUUCUAUCAAACGUAAUCACUGUAAUCCGUCAUUGGUUAAUUCGAACGGAAAGUACCGGCGAGGUUCUACUCGGUUCAGGAGCGCCGCACCAGCUCUGGAAAACGUUUUCUCUUUGCAACUUAUCACAGUGCCUUUUCUGUGAAACUUCUCUUUAUUUAUAGCCUCUCUCUUGUGCUUAGAGCCCGGAGUGUGGGAAGUUCCAAUACACAUUGUACUUGUACUUUCAGGUGGCGAUUAAGCAAACUGAGCUCAAUGUUUUUUUAAAAGACAUUUUUUAUAUAUGUUCGGUUCAUUUCGCAUGCCUCUGGCCCCUUCCCCCAGGGUGUUUUUAAAGCAA